Messenger RNA from Anopheles stephensi (Asian malaria mosquito), 1668 nucleotides. Its product is annotated as L-dopachrome tautomerase yellow-f2-like. The coding region runs from base 138 to 1445 and encodes 435 amino acids. The record is from RefSeq and is a predicted model, not a curated record. Lineage: Eukaryota; Metazoa; Arthropoda; Insecta; Diptera; Culicidae. Gene Ontology annotation, cellular component: extracellular region. The transcript is spliced from 5 exons.
AACCACCACCACAGAAGAAGGAAAAGAAUGUUAAAUCAAUAAUGAUGGGGCCGCGAAAACCGGUUCAGUGCAAACGAAACCGUGCCCACGGCUAGUGUGCUGCGAGCCAGAACGUACCGUGCUGCAUCCGAGACAAGAUGUGCGAGAAAGGAACGUCCGCGCUGUCGUGCGUCAUAUUGGUCGUAACGGUGGCUUUGGGUCAGUUGGUUCAGGCGGACGAGUUCGAGGAAGUGUUUCGCUGGAAGCUGCUUGACUUUAACAAUACCGACACACACGAAGAUGGAGUUUUCUUCCCGGAAGUGCUGGAUGAUGUACCGGAUGCGAUGGUGGCACUGAAUGAAAGCUUCGCACCCUACCACAACCUGCCGAUGGGCGUGACGCAUCAUAAGGGGCGAGUGUUUAUCACCGUGCCAAGGCGUCGUACCGGCAUUCCGUCCACGCUGAACGUUAUCGUGCUGGAUCAGGUGCCGGAAGGUGAAAAAUCGCCCAAAUUGGUUGCGUAUCCAACGGCGCUGACGAAUCAGCUAAGGAGCCCUUACCUGCCGGACGCUAAGAAGCUCAUUUCGGUGUAUCGCACCCGUGUGGACCGUUGCGAUCGUAUGUGGUUCGUCGAUACGGGAUAUCUCGAAUAUCCCGGCCACAGGAAGCAGGUGCAGCGCCCCGCACUGUGGAUCAUCGAUUUGCUGCAGGAUCGAAAGGUACGUCAGUUCGAAAUACCGGAAUCGAUCGUGGCGGAAGGGCACGGUAUGGCCAGCGUAACUAUCGACUCCUCUAGCGACGACUGCGAGGGUGCGUACGCGUACAUACCCGACCUGGCCCACUAUCGGCUGUACGUGUACGGAUUCCGGGAAAACCGGAUGUGGAAGUUUCAGCACGAGUUCCUCUCGUUCGAUCCGCGCAUGACCGGGUUCAGUGUGGCUGGGGUACGGUUUCGGUGGAACGACGGUAUCUUCUCGCUAGCGAUGGGCGCGCAAAUAUCCGAACAGGAGGGCCGAACGGUGUACUUCCAUGCGAUGGCCAGCACGUCCGAGUAUCGGACCAGUUCGCGCGUGCUGCAGAAUGAAACGCUUGCGAGCGUCGGAGGGUACGAUCAUCUGUUUACGCACGUUGGUGAGCGGGGAAUUAGAACGCAAUGCACCAUUCACCAGUACGAUCCGCAGACGGGUGUGCUGUUCUACGCGGAGGUCAACCGUAACGCGAUCGGGUGCUGGAACUCUGCCCAAAGCUUUGAGCCCGAAAACCAUGGCAUCGUUCAGCUGGACAAUAAGAACUUUAUCUACCCAUCCGAUAUGACCCUCGACAGCGAUGGUGACCUGUGGGUCAUGACGAACGGACUGCCAAGGUGGCUGUACGCAACGCUCGACGCUGAUGACUAUAAUUUCCGCGUGUGGCGGCAAAAACCGGCCAAGGCAAUCGCAGGAACAAUCUGUGCACCCGGUGCAUAAUGGGGCCCUUGCAAAACACUCUAUAAACACUUCAUCAUUCACUGUAUUGGUUAGGGGCUGGAUCGGUCGGUGUUCGGAUCAGUGAUUAACGAUCUUGCGAUCGGUUGUGAUAGUGACUUCCCAGUGUCGAUCGAACCGUUGGGAUUGAUGGUAACGGGCAGCACUGUUCCUUAACCGGAGCUCUCAUCGUGUGUGGUUGAAUAAAUUUUAUUUGAAAAACUAA